AGGGAAAAUUCCAAGUAAAAGGAAAAAACUUAAAUUUGCAAAAUCACCUUCUCAACUCCGAUCCGAUGCUGGGUCCUUAAUGCGUUACUUAUCUAUCACAUAAUCGCGGAUCAAAUCAAAGUAGCAGCUUUUUCUUCUUAAUCUCUAAGGUAAAUUCAUCUUUUAAGCUGCAGUGUUCUAUAAGCUAUACAUACAGAUACAGAAAUAAUAUAGCCAUAUAGGUGGUAAAUCUGAACCUUGUUUUGUUUAUGUCAACUCAAAUAAAUGCUCAAAGCCCAUCUACCCCACUGUUCUCUUAAAGGCUUUCAUUUAUUCUUAUUUAUUAGAUCAUUUUUCUAAUGGAAGCUCCCAAAUCCCCUUCCAAACAUAAACGAUUCACCACCAAACACAAAUUGUUAUUUAAAAUCACCGCAGUCAUUUUCAUCCUGAUUCUGUUAUUUCUAGGGUUUUAUCUUGAAUCUCAUAACUGGAAACCCAAUUCGACGUCGUAUUACACUGUUGUUAUAGACUGUGGAAGCACAGGAACACGUGUUAAUGUGUAUGAAUGGAUGCUAGGUGGUGUAGUAGGUAAGAAAAAUUUACCAAUUUUGCUACAUUCAUAUCCUGAUAAUAAUGCAACAAAAAAGAAUAAUUCACUUUGGAAAAACUCCUGUCAAUAUCAUUGUAUGCAAACCGAACCCGGGUUAGAUAAAUUAGUUAAUGAUUCUUUACGGGUGAGACGAGCAUUGGAGCCUUUGAUUAUGUGGGCAGAAAGUUUAGUUCCCCGCAAAAUGCAUGGUGAUACGCCAAUUUUUGUUCUGGCUACUGCUGGAAUGAGGAGGAUUCAGAGGGAUGAUGUGUUUCGGGUUUUGGAGGAUGUUGAGGCUGUUGCGAAAGAUCAUUCUUUUAUGUUUGAUAAGAGAUGGAUUAGGGUUUUGAGUGGUAGGGAGGAAGCUUAUUAUGGUUGGGUAGCUUUGAAUUAUAAGAUGGGUAGCUUUGAUGAUGAUUAUCAUCGUGGGUCUUCUACUUUGGGACUUGUUGAUUUGGGUGGGUCGUCAUUACAGAUUGUGGUGGAGAUAGAUCGUGAUACCGGGGAUGAUGUGAAUGCGAUAAGAUCGGAGUUUGGUUCGAUUGAACAUAGAAUUGUGGCAUACUCAUUGCCUUCAUUUGGGUUAAAUGAAGCGUUUGAUAGGACUGUUGCUAUGCUUAGAAAUAAUCAGAGGGUAGAAAGUACUAGAGGUGUAUCUGAACUCAGACAUCCCUGUUUGAUGUCUACCUUUGUACAAAACUAUACAUGCAAUUCUUGUUCUGGGUUUCAUGCAGUUGGCACAAAAAAUCAUAGCCAAUCCCAGAAAACUGAACUUCGCUCUUUAAGUCUUGUUGGAAAUCCUGAUUGGGAACAAUGCAGAGAAAUAGCUGUUGCUGCUGCUAUGAACUUGAGUGAUUCCCAAGUGUCACAUCAGGCAGUUGGUGCAAAUUGCGAAGCAAGUUUAUUUUCUGGUAUUGGCACUGGUGCACUUAAUUUAACAGCUGUUGCUCACCCAAUGAAGCGAUUUCAUGCUUUAUCCGGUUUCUUUUUUGUCUACAACAAGCUUAAUUUGAGCCCAAGAGCCAAUUUAACAACAAUUUUGGAGUCAGGCAAGCAAAUAUGUUCAAAUUUAUGGGCUGGCUUGAGCAAUAUUUCUGACCAUCCAAAAUAUGCUGGACAAUUUUGUUUUCGGGUGGCUUAUAUGGCAUCAUUGAUCGAGCAUGGUCUAUGUCUUGGUGAUGUAGAAAUGGAAUUUGGUCCAGGUGAUGUUUCCUGGACAUUAGGGGCUGCAUUGGUUGAAGGAAAAUUUCAAUGGUUAAAUAUUGCAAGCCACAAAUCCCAGACUAUAUAUUCAGCUUUAAAGAAUGUGAAGGUCAUGUCUUCUCCAACUACUCUCUUUGCUGUACUUCUGUUCCUUUUAUUUGUUGUUUAUUGUACUCAAAUCAAGCUACCUAUGCCUGGCAGAAGGGCUUCUGCUCCUGGCUCAUCUUUGCCAUCCCAUACUCAUACAAGACAUCGAGCUAACUAAUAUAAUAUUUCACUAUUCUUUUAUCUUUCCUUUGCCAUUCUAUACUUAUUUUGAAAGGAUGUGAAGAUUUUAGAAACCAAUGAUAUUUAAUAGGCGCACUCAAUUUUUUUAAACCAUACACCAGUAGGAAAGUAGAUUUUCCCCCAAUUUUUGGUACUGAUUCUACAAAUAUCAAUAAAAAAUGGCGGGGAACUUUAACGCGUUCGCUUCUGCUGUUUAUUUUUGCCCAUGAAACACGUUGCGCAUUUUUUAUUGAUAUAAUUUUGAAGCAAAAUGUUUGAGGUACCUAAAUCAUCUGUGCUGUGCUCUAAACUUGAGGAUAUAUGGGUUGAGUUGUUGAGAAGUGGAAGUGUGGAACAUAUACUAUCAGUAUUUGUCCUUUUAAUCAUAACACUCAAUAUUAGCAACUUUCUUUGCUUGUACUAUUGUUUGAACAUCAAACAUAUAAGAAAGAAGGGUAUUUUCUUGUA
Molecule: messenger RNA, 2506 nt
Organism: Medicago truncatula (barrel medic)
Lineage: Eukaryota; Viridiplantae; Streptophyta; Magnoliopsida; Fabales; Fabaceae
Product: probable apyrase 7
Exons: 2
Coding region: 339-2036 (565 amino acids)
Biological process (GO): nucleoside diphosphate catabolic process
Cellular component (GO): membrane
Molecular function (GO): nucleoside diphosphate phosphatase activity
Source: RefSeq, a predicted model, not a curated record